Messenger RNA from Aricia agestis (brown argus), 7893 nucleotides. RefSeq names its product proto-oncogene tyrosine-protein kinase ROS (gene sev). The coding region runs from base 176 to 7645 and encodes 2489 amino acids. Gene Ontology annotation, biological process: regulation of TOR signaling; positive regulation of kinase activity; protein phosphorylation. The transcript has 37 exons. The record is from RefSeq and is a predicted model, not a curated record. Gene Ontology annotation, cellular component: signaling receptor complex; membrane. Lineage: Eukaryota; Metazoa; Arthropoda; Insecta; Lepidoptera; Lycaenidae. Gene Ontology annotation, molecular function: transmembrane receptor protein tyrosine kinase activity; protein binding; ATP binding.
ACUGCGCACGCGCACGACAUUUAAUUUCGAACGUCACUUUCGCGCGCGAUUUGAACUGUUUAUUUUUUUAUCUAGUCAUCGCGAUUCGCGAGCGUCGAAAGGAAUAAAAGUUUAAUUGACAAUAUGGAAACGUAAUGAAUAUUAUAAUGUUCAGUGUGUGAGUGAGUAGAGCACAAUGAGCGGGCCGCGGAAUUGGCACAAAUGGCUAGUGUUGGUCGGAUUGGCUUUGUCCGCCCGGACAAUUGCGGCAGAUUACAGCUUCAUCACGGAGAAAUCCGAGGCGAUGGCGCGAUGCAACGAGAAAUGCCCAUUCCAGAACCGAACCAGCGAAGGGCAUUAUGACGUCAGCUGCGGGCCAGACUGCAGCGUACAACAGUGUAGACUGGGUUGCAGCCUCUGGUCAAACGCUUUGGAAACCUCCUGUCAAGCAGUUUGCAAUGUGACCUCAGAGACGGUGAUAUCACGUGAGUUGUAUUGCGUCAUGGGUUGUAACGAAGCUUUGAACACCUACUUCCAAAUGAUAAGAGACCUAAUCGGCACACCCCCUGCGCCCGCGCUGGUAGCCGACAGUUUGACUGCCACAUCUCUGUCGCUACUCUGGGAUGCGCCGACGUUGGACAGUCUGUCCUACUUGCUGCAGUGGAGGUACGAGGAGCUAUCUGGGACAUGGCAAUACUACUCCAACACCAGCCACACCAAUAAAACCUUCAUACACGUGGAGAACUUACGACCGUACACUAAAUAUAGGUUUCGCGUCGCUAUUUUCCUGUCGGGACGGGGCGUUGAGCCGAUGUAUUCCGCACCAUCAGUCGUCAUCUCCACAUCAGACAGCGGCAAGCCCAGCUCGGCUCCGGCAGCGUUACGGGCAGUGGCCAUCGACUCCAGCCGCGUCGCUGUCUCGUGGGAGCCAGGACCGUUCCCGAAUGGACCACUGCUGUCAUACGUGCUCCGGCUAGCUGACACACAGCCGAAUACGAAUGACGCCUUGGAGGACAUGCCGGCUUCGAACAACACGCUUUUCUACAUGUUCCAAAACUUGGCACCGUCCAGGGAGUACGAGGUGUCAGUUGCCAUGAGGAAUUUGGUGGGAGAGGGACCACGGGCAUACGUCAGAAUAAAGACACCACCUCUACCAGCUUCGACUCCCAGUCAGCAACCGAUCCUGAUCCUAGGAGGCGAACACAAAAUAUUAGCCGCACCUGCCAACGAUAUGCUAUCGGUGCCAGUAGAACUGUACAACACGGAACAUAUUAUUACCGGUGUGGGGAUAGAUCUCUCAAGUGAUUCUUUAUUUGUUUCGGUGUCGAGCGGUUUUGUAUACCGAAGUACUCUAUCAAAUAAAAGUGCCUCUGAGCCAAUACUGACGCCGAAAAAUAUGGCUUACAAACCCCUGGAUCUGUCAGUCGAUUGGCUCAACAGACAUCUGUAUGUUUUGGGAGAAGUUUACUACACAAAGGAAGACGAAAAUUGGUCGAAUGCGAGUGUGUAUUCAAACUGGGAGAUAUCGAGAUGCGAUUUUGAUGGGAAGAACCAAAUCGUGGCUUUGUCGGGUUUCAAUACGCGACCGAUACAUUUUGAAGUGGAUGCGUAUAAUGGAUACCUCUUUUGGGCGUUGCGUGGCUUGGAGCGGGGAGGUCUAUACAGAUUAGAUUUAGCGAACAUAUCUAAUGGGGUACCACAUAAUGCCCCACCUGAACAUAUCGUGAAGGACGCGCAUCUCGGACCAUUUACCGUAGACCACACCGACUUUAGAAUACUUGUGGCGCACUACAGACGAAACACUGUUCUUGCUGUGUCACUAGAUGGGAGAGAAAUAACAGACUUUAGAAGUAACACCCAAACGCCAAAGUUUUUCUCAGUGAAAUCCUUAGCAUACGCUAACGGACUGUUCUAUUGGACGAACGGCCAAGAGAUGUUGACUGAAGAGUACCAUCCACAGAAGAACAGUUAUUUUCACAACGAGUAUCCUCUGGAAUACGAUACGAGACAAGUGUUGGUGGCUUUAAGGAGUUGCCAACCCAUACCGUUGCCUGUUAAUCCCCCAUUAAGCGUCCAAAGCAUUAUGGGCAUCGAUAGAGGCAAAGUGUCUUGGUCUCCACCACAUCUUUUGGGUCAUCAAGGAACCGGAGCUUGGCAACAAUGGAUGUACCAUUUACAGCUGACCGAAAUACCUACUGGGAAGGUUAUUGAUAUAAAAAAUAUCAGCGACUCCAUAUAUCAUGUGGAUAACUUGAAAGAAAACACUGAAUACGUGAUAAAAGUGGCAGCGGUAACCCAAUCUGGUUCGGGUCCAUGGUCAUCAGAAUUCGUCGGAAAGACCCUAACAUUGUCACAGACGACAUUACAGAGUACUCUGCUGUGGUCUGGACCUGAUGGACUAUUGCAAACUGACUUGACCGGUGAAAACUUACAAACUCUUAUUCACAAGGAACACCUAAGAACUUUAUACAUAACAGACAUUUCUUGGUAUCGUGACAAGCUUUACCUGGUAACCAACGCGUCAACUGUUAUAUGGUACAACAUCACCUCCCACAUAAAAGGAGAAAUGCCAAACAUGGAUAAUGUCGGAAGUUUAGCGGUCGAUUGGGUUGGAAAGAAAAUCUAUUGGUCCAAUCCAAAACAGCAAUUGAUAACACGAGAGAAUUUCGACGGCAGUAAUCGAGAGCCAGUGCCCAUAGUGACUGUAGCUAAGGAACUGAACAUAGACUCGUUAGGAGCUUACAUCUAUUGGAGUACAGGACAUGCGGUCGAAGGCGCGAGGUUGAACGGAGAGAACAAGAUCGUUUACUAUCCAGCUCAACUGUUUAGCGGAAAGCAAGUGAUGGGUCUAACGGUAGACUUGGAGAAGAAGUGGCUAUACUGGUUGGUGCGGAGUUACGACGGCUCUGAGUUACACAGAGCGGCUACCGCUGAUCAAAUAGCGCUUGGACUGGGAGAGGUAACCGACACGCUGGUCACUCGUCUCUCGGGCACCGCCACACUGGGACCGCUCUGCUACUUCAGCGAGCGGCUGGUGUGGGUUCAGGACGCGUCCCGGGCGGUCGUGUCCGACCUGGCCGGCAGGUAUACCGCGGAGCUGGUGCCCAGGGUCCACGUCAUCGCUGUGAGGGAUCCGAGCCUGCAUAGGAAUAGUGAACUGAUAAACGCAAUACCGGAGAAAGUAAACGCUUCAUCGAUCGCCGUGCGCGGAGACUGGGACCAGUUCAACGUGACGUGGUCGCCCGCCACGCGCGUCAACAUCAACAACACCAAAGUGUUCUAUGACGUCAGUCUACAUUUCACCAACAACGUCAAAAUUGAGAGAACCGUGGACGUGCCCUGGGUAUCAGUAUCGGCGGCUAUAGCGCCGUACACGCGCGCGGAUGUGACGGUGCGUGCGCACACGCCAUGGGGCGGCGGCGCGCCGGCGCACGCGCACGCACAUUCCCCGCAGGCCCCGCCCUCCGCACCGCGUCGACCACGAUUGUACCUGCAACCUGCGUAUAGUGGCAGUCAAGUGUCUGCGACCUUCCGAUGGGAGGUUCCCGAGCGAGCGAACGGCGUGAUUCGCGGCUACGAAGCGCAAUGCUGGAUGCAGCCUGUGUCCAGCUCGUCCAAUGCUAAGCCUUCCGCCUGCGCAGACGCAAGACUGUCGCCGCUGCACACGCAGCUCAUGCUCAGAGAUUUGGUGCCGUCAUCACAGUAUUAUUUUCGGGUUCGAGCUUUCACGGACGCCGGUUUCGGUCAGUAUUCAGAAGAGGUAUCUGCUUUAUCCGAUGAAGUAAAUCCUGUACCUAAAGUGAUGAUAUCCUCCCAAGACUCCAUCAAAAUAACCGAUCUGGAUACCGGAGAAAGUGAAACGAUACCAAAGAGUACCGGAACACCGAUAGAUUUUGUGGUCGCUAUUGAAGAGAAUAUUGCUUACUGGGUCAACAAUUUGGAGGAAAUAUUUUCAUCGAGGAUAAAUGGAACUGGUCAUUAUAAGUUAACUUCGAUCAAUGGAUCCGCAACAAGCAUAUGCGUGGAUUGGGUCAGCAGAUCCGUAUAUUGGAUCCAACGGGAGAUCCUCUCUACCGAGUCUUAUGUGAUGUACCGGAUAGACCUGGGUAUACCGAACACGCGACAUCACGUUACUCAGAUACUGUCCUCAAAGCAGCCGAUGUAUAGUUUGCAAAUAUCACCAUUAACACGGACUCUGUAUUGGUACGAAGAAAGCAACCACACCGGUCUUGGUGUUCUUAUGACUUCCAAAGUAAACGGAUUUAAUGUUAGACAAUUCUUUAACACCUCCUACGAUUUCGACAAAGAAACGCGGGAAAACUGCGACUGUCCUGAAAACCCUCAAAUAGCCAAAGCGUUUGUGCUCGACCUGACCUCAACAGAGACUGAAAUUUACUGGGUGGACCCUUGGGUCCAUCGCAUAGUAGCGACAGAUACAAAGGGAUGCAAAUGUAGGACCGUCAUGACCGCAACAGAGAAGAAAAAAUACGGUUUUACCCCCUCAUCCAUAACCGUAGACAGCAGUAACAUUUACUGGUACGAUUCGGCAGACAAGACGAUACUUUUUAGAAACAAAUUUAAAAUAAUGGAUAAGAUUGAAAGAGUGAAAGUGUCGAUGGGAUACAAGAUAUUCGCUUUAGAUCCAGCCAACCAGCCGUAUCCGGACAGAAAGUGUCUCAUACCAAACUUGCAGGAAUUGACUCCAAAAUCGACUUCCAACACAGCUAAUAGCAUCACACUGCAGAUGCCAACAGCUUACAAGCCCAUUGAGUGUCGAAGAUUAGAAUAUGAAAUGCCUCUGACAGAAUUCACGAUAUACUAUCGAAAACAUUCGAACGAGUCAGCAAAUAGUUGUGACAAAAACUCCUGUCCUUUUAUAACGACGACCAGCUCAGAAGUGGCCAUCACCGAUUUGAGUCCCUUCACCAGAUAUUCCUUUAUGUUGGAGGCUACGAAUUACUACGGUAAACUACAGGAACUAAAGCCAGCUGUUGGACCACAGCUAGUACUACAAACGGCUGCAGAAGCUCCAACAGCACCAAAAGACGUCAGAUACGUUGUGCUUAGUCCAGUGCUCGUGCGAGUGGAAUGGACGAUCGAUCCGGGACUAUCUUACGAACUGCACUGGCGUACUGAUGACUCCACCUUACUGCCGCAUAAUCUAAAAGAGCACAACACGUUCGAGGUGCCCGAAGGCAACAGCGCCAACAUGACUCGGCUGGUACCUAACACCGCGUACAUAGUAUGGGUGCGCGCGCGUUCCCGCCACAGCCCCGUGCCCGCGGACUCCGCGCCGCUGCGCCUGCGCACGCGCCCCACGCCCGCGCCGCUAGCGCUGCGUAACAUUACCGCUUAUAACAUCACCGUGUCCUGGCCGAGACCCACUACGUACGACCUGUAUAGAUAUGCUGUAGAAUACAGUGAAGUGUCGGAAUCGAGUGACGAAUGGAGACAGUGCACUAAGAGUGACGACAUGUGGGUCGCGAGCGACCUAACUCCAUCCACCCGCUAUCGCUUCCGACUUAGACUACAGUACAUCGAGAAAGCACCGCUCUUCUACUGGCCACCGGACGACAAGUUUGUGUUUGAAACUCUAGGUGACGUGCCGGGAGCGCCUGGCGAGGUACGAGUCGCCGUAGUGGGGUCGCGAGUGCUGCGCGCCUGGUGGCCGGAGCCCGACCCGCGCGGCGCGCCCGUCACCGCCUACCGCCUGUGGGGCCGGCCGUACACCACGGAAAACUAUGUAGAAGAGAACAUAACGAGAAACGUAAGCGACCUGACUCUACCUCAAGACCUGCCCAGCGACGUCGACCCAGACAUGAAGAUGCUCAUCGCGAGAGAGGGGUUAGAACUUUUGCACAACGGCUCUGACUCCUACUGGAUAGUCCACGCGGAGGACCUCGGGUCGGGAUGGUGGGUGCGCGUGCAGGGCCGCAACGCGCACGGGUGGGGGGCGGCGUCCCCGCCCGCUGCCGUGCGCGCCCCGCCCGCGCGCUCUCGUGCGCCGCCCGCCGCGCUCGCCGUCGGCUUGGCGGCUAUAGCAGUGCUCGGAGUGGUCUUCGCGGCUGUCGUGUUCUAUGCAUACAACAAUCGCACGAAGAAGAAGGCGGCGCUAGAGAGCCAGGCGUUGACAGUAGUGCGGCGCGGGCCCGACGUCGAGCUCGCCACGUUGAGACAACUACCCAUACGGCAUUCCACGAACAUACUGUACAACCAGGGAGUCCACCUACCGUCGGACGCGGAGAUAGCCGGUCUGCCGCACAUCCGCCGCGAGCAGAUCACCCUCACCAAGUUCCUCGGCUCCGGCGCCUUCGGGGAGGUCUUCGAGGGCAUCGCUAGGAACCUCAUUAGCGGAGACACCAAAGUCGCUGUUAAAACACUCCGCAAAGGCGCCACAGAACAGGAGAAGAACGAGUUCCUCAAGGAGGCAGCGCUGAUGUCCAACUUCAAGCACGAGCAUAUCCUGCGGCUGUUGGGCGUCUGCCUCGACAACGACCCCAACUACAUCAUCAUGGAGCUGAUGGAAGGCGGGGAUCUGCUCAGCUAUUUGAGGGCGAAACGAGCUUCUCUGUACACGGAAGACUCUCUCACCCUGCUCGACCUACUCAACAUGUGUGUGGAUGUAACCCGUGGAUGCAGAUACCUUGAAGAAAUGCACUUCGUCCACCGAGACCUAGCAGCACGCAACUGCUUGGUCGCCAGUCGCGCCGCACGACGCGUCGUCAAGAUAGGCGACUUCGGCCUCGCUAGGGAUAUCUAUAAGAACGAUUAUUAUAGGAAAGAGGGUGAAGGUCUGCUGCCGGUGCGGUGGAUGGCUGUGGAGUGUCUGAUGGACGGAGUGUUCACUUGCCAGUCUGAUGUCUGGGCCUGGGGAGUUCUGUGCGGGGAGAUUCUAUCGCUCGGUCAGCAGCCUUACCCGGCGCGCACUAACCGCCAAGUGCUGGCGUACGUGCGAGCGGGGGGCACGCCCGACAGACCGCCCAACUGCCCUUCCGCAUUUUACGAGCUGCUCCAAAAAUGCUGGAGCUACAACGCGGAACUGCGGCCGUCGUUCCGGCAAUGUCUCGAAGUGGUCUGCGAGCUUCGAGACAAGACUUCCCCCAACAUCACCCUGACUGCCACGCCGCAGCCCGCGCCGCAGUAUCUCACAUUACUGCCGGAUGCAUGUGACGGCGUCGAGAACCGCACCUACCUGCUGGACGAGAAUGACAACACCUGCAUAGACGAAGACUUCCCGGAGCAGCAAAUGGAGCCGUCGCAUUUGCUGCCGCGGCCGCUGAAAUACAUCGAGCUGCGGUACGACAGCGACACGGACGCGAUACGCGACGGCUACGAGAUACCGCGGACGCCGUUCUCCCGCCACAGCAUAGUGGGCGUGGCGCCCAACAGGCUGAUAAAACCGCUAUAUCGUACGCACUCGCUGCGUGCGCGCCCGCCGAACGCGACCAUAACCCCCCUGCGGAACGGCAUCGUGAAGCGAGCGUCCCUGUGCGGGGAUUUCCGCACCGAUUUGCUCGACAGUCCCAUUCGGGAAAUCCCCAGCUUUAGGGGCAAUUUCCGGGAUAUACCUAGCUCGAGAAGCUCAGGAUUUAGAAGCCGGGAUAGCCCUGGCUCGUCCCGCGACAGCGAAAGACACUUCGACGGCCACGUCAAGACGCCGUUUUAAAACUGUGAUAUUAGAAAUUUUAAUUCCACCGAUAGAUCUGAUUCGUUUUUAUGGAAUAUUUAUUUAUUUAAUACUAAUUUUUAUCUGUAAAUAUGAGAUUUUUGUACAUAGUAGGGGUAGUUGGAGGGUGAAUCAAACGAAUGAGUAGCGAUUUUGCAUUUAUUUAUAGUAUGCUAGAUCAUAAAGUAGUAAAAAAUAUUUAAGGUUCUUUAGUGGUCUUCUUGGCUAAUAAAGUUUACACACGUAUA